This is a messenger RNA of Octopus sinensis (East Asian common octopus), 3195 nucleotides long. Its product is annotated as glucose-6-phosphate exchanger SLC37A4. The transcript has 10 exons. The record is from RefSeq and is a predicted model, not a curated record. NCBI's taxonomy places the organism in Eukaryota, Metazoa, Mollusca, Cephalopoda, Octopoda, Octopodidae. Gene Ontology annotation, cellular component: endoplasmic reticulum membrane. Gene Ontology annotation, biological process: glucose-6-phosphate transport; phosphate ion transmembrane transport. Gene Ontology annotation, molecular function: glucose 6-phosphate:phosphate antiporter activity. Bases 1664 to 2962 code for a protein of 432 amino acids.
AGAAACACAGAAUAGAUGAGUUUUUGUUCUUAAAAUACUCAGUAUGUAACUAAAUAUUUUAUGAACAAAAUCUUCUGCAUUUGCUUUGCUUUCUAUAUAUACUCUGUGGCCUGCCCAGCUGUUGAGUCCAACCAAAUGAAACUCGGACUGUAAAUACGAGCCCUCCUUACAAUCACCCUUUUGAAUAUGCAGAAAUACGGAUGGAGUGCUAAUUCUGGUUUCUCUGUCGUUCAGUCGAAAUUGCCUAUUAGUUGUUCGAACCUGAUGAUCCACUCUAUCACCACUCAAAAGUUUCUCGUUAAACCUGGGCUUUAUCGAGUUCACGGUUGAACCUUUCAGUCACGCAUGGGCAACCUUUUUUGAGAAGCGAGCCGCUUGAGAAUUGACUUACCAGAUGGCCGCGCUACUAGUAACUUUUCGCUAGGCAUACUCUUGAGAAAGUCAUGGAGCCUGCAGGUUCCCUAUGACAGCACUAGGCAAGCAUUAUCUAACUAAAAAUAACAACCAAAUCUCCUUCAAGCAUCGUUCUACCAUCUGAAAGACGACAUACUCAUACACAAAUUAAUUAUUGCACUACACAAGGUUUUUUCUCUUUUUAGCCCUGCGUAACACAGCUUUGUAGUGAAAAUAAAAUGAAUAAAGUGGUCACACCGCAGAUAUCCAGGGACAGACAAAGAAAAAAGAAAUCAGAGGAAUCUAUUUAGAAAUUACACAGACAAAAACUAUCAGCUUCAUGUAACCGGGUUAUAGUUUAUUUAUAGUAUAUCCAAAUUCGAACUCAGCUGUGCUGAUUCGUCUAAUUUCCAUAGACUUCCACUUGCUUUCUACUCGCGGAGAAACUAGAAACUAUAGCGAAACUACUUCUUUACUAUUUAGAGCAAUCUUAAACCUGUAUAUUUAUCAGAAGUGUAUACCCUACGUUACAUUUCAAAUUUCAUACACACACACAUUCACAUUAUAUAUGUAUUAACCGGUGUUGUUUAUAUUGUAUUCCUCAGAGGUUCCCAAAGUGAAACUACUAAUGCUGUUGUUUCCCUCGCUACACAAACAGAAUUUUAAAACAUUGUUUACUGUUUAUCAGAGUGUUUUCAUUAUGUUUCUAUGACAGUAUUCUUGUUCUCAAAUUCAUCGAGACUACACUGGAUAUUGAUACGUUCAACUAAAAACCCCAGCCUGACCUCAGCACGUCGGCUUAUGACCUGGAAGGAGUGAAAGAAUAGGAUAAUGUGUGUGUAUGUAUAACAAAUAAAAAAAAGCCUCACAUUGAAAUAUAACAUACACAACACUAAAUGCCAAUAACGUAUGACUCAUCACUGGAAGAAAGAAAGUAAAAGACAAGAGGAGAAAAUACAAUACAUAGAAAAAAGCAGUGGUAAUCAAAUUAACGAUCAUCUAUAAUGCUUCUGUCAUACAAUCAUAAAUAAACCUUGUCGAAUCGAUAAGCUUAAUUAAACAACUUGUUUACGAGAUGACGAAAAGCUUCACCUCUGAUCAGUUCGACCGCCGUUUCUUGUGGCAAGGAGUUUGUGACAUUUUAACCAUGACGAUGUUUGUAACACCAUUCAUUCAUACGAUGAACAUCUCAAAUGCUGUUGAAUGAUUUGAAAAUAUAGGUUUUGAUAUUUUUUUUUCUUAAAAAUAUUUUAUUUGCUGAGACAUAGCUAUGCCUAAUUUUCGACAGUUGUUACAGCUAGCCAGUCUCUAUGUCGGAUAUGGUUUGAGUGUUUUCGUUCGGAAAUCUUUUACUUUUGUCCUGCCAGAUGUUAUUAAUUCUACGGGUGUUGAAAGAAGCCAGCUGGGCCUAGUGACCAGCAGCCAAUGCAUUGCUUACUCAGUUAGUAAGUUCUUUAGUGGCUUUUUAGCUGACCAGUACAGACCAAAGCUGUUGUUACAAUUAAGUCUCAUUGGAUCAGCUCUGACAGCUUUUGCUUUUACAGGUUUUAAUUCUGUAUGGAUGUUUUCAAUUUUCUGGUUUCUUAAUGGUUUGUGUCAAGGACUGUCCUGGCCAGCUUGUGCUAAAAUAUUAAUGGCAUGGUUCCCUCCUGAUAACUUUGCUACUGUGUGGAGUAUACUAUCAACAUCCAUCAAUGUAUCCGGCAGCAUUGGUCCUCUCUUCAUCACAACCAUUGCACUUCACUAUGGGUGGAGAUUAGGAAUGAUAAUCCCAGCUUGUAGUGCAUUGGUACUGGCUGUCAUAUUUACUGUCACACUGCAGGAAGAUCCAUCGCAGUUUGGUUUGCAAAACUAUCAGGAAGAACAUUCUGGUGACAAAGACAAAUCCAUCAACAAAAAAGAUGAGACUAACAUUUCACAAGUAACAUCUGUGUUUCUGGAUCCAUUUCUUUUUCUGUUGGGAAUAAGCUAUUUGAUUCUCUGUGGUAUCCGUACAUGUAUGAUGGACUGGAGUCACUUGUAUCUGAUUGAAGAGAAGCAGUUUAGUCCCAUACUGAGUAGCACGAUAGCAUCCAGUAUGGAGGUUGGCGGUAUAGUAGGUUCUAUUGUCUCUGGAAUCUGGUCUGACAAAGCUAGCAUAAGUCCGGGAUCUGUCAGCAGAGUCAAAUGCCGUCUAAACGUUGCUCGGAACUUUUGUUUUGGUGUCACUCUAUCCCUCUAUCUCUUUGUUCAUCACAUGCAUCAUUAUUCUAAUGAGAUAUUUGUUGUUCUGGUUGGUUUUGCUAUUGGCUUCUUUGUGUAUGGUCCUCUCACAAUUAGUGGAGUUGCUGCUCUGGAAUCAGUGCCAGGACAUAUGUGUGGUGCUGCAUCUUCUGUCUGUUCAGCUUUUGGAAAUGCUGGUGGUGUGAUUGCUGGCUUACCGGUUACAUAUCUGGCCAGUCAUCGAGGGUGGCAUCAAACAUUUGUGUACAUUUGCUAUUUAUCUCUUGUUUCACUGGCUUUAUUCUGGCAGCUGGGCCGUAUGCAAUGUCAACUGAAACAAGACGACACAAAAGACAAAACAUCCUGAAACCCGAUUGUUCAUAUAUCCAUCAAAAUUUUCCUCAAAUACUGAAGGGCUGCUACUCAGCUACACUUUGAAUACGUUUGAUUUUGAGGACUCUUGGAAAAUAGCAACUUGUUUUCUGUGUAUUUUUUGUUGUCAUUGAGUGCAUUAACAAAACCACCGUUGCUAUUGUCGUAAGUUGCAGCAACUACUUACAUAAUUGGAGAAUAAAAAAGUAUUUAUUUUUUUAAAGUCGA